Molecule: messenger RNA, 724 nt
Organism: Coccomyxa subellipsoidea C-169
Lineage: Eukaryota; Viridiplantae; Chlorophyta; Trebouxiophyceae; Coccomyxaceae
Exons: 1
Coding region: 361-564 (67 amino acids)
Source: RefSeq, a predicted model, not a curated record
GUCUGGAUGCACAAGACGAUAUGUGUGAUAGAGCAAUGUUGGGAAUGUGGGUGUGUGGAUGGUGGGCUGCCGUGUGCAUGGAGUGCUCUGCACAGCGUUUGGAAUUGCUGAGCACACUAAGAGUUCUAUACUGCACACGGGUGUGGGUACAAGGAUCUCAUUACGAGGAAGCAGGAGGUGUUGCAACACAUCUGUGUCUUGGGCUAGCAGCUCUUAACAGCUGUGAGAUUGCUGCUGGAUGUGAGUGCAUGCACGUGAGCAGUGCUGUCAAACAAAGUGGUUCUCUUGUAUUGAAGGGAGCUUCAUAACCCAAUCAAGUGCCCCGCAACUGGGCAGUCCUUUAUUGUCAAAUGUGCUUGUAUGUGGGCGGCCAACGCCAGUACAAUUUUGAGGUUGCAUCACCCUGAGAACGUUUGCUUUUUUUUGGCAAGCUGGGCAAGAGGCUUCUCGAAGAAGCAGGGCAUGCAAACAAAUGCGCUAUUUUGGGUCAUGGUGACUACCCAGUCUCCCGUGUCUUACAAUUUUACUGUUUUACCUCCUGAUCCGCAAGAUCUCCAGAGUUGAUCUCAGCGAUCCCAAAGGGCCGCUAGCUGAUAUAUAAAAUUGCUGCCUCCGAGACAGCUCCAGAGCUGUGUAGAGCUUUUCAAAAAACGUUGUGAUAGCGAAAUGUCUUGAAAUCUAUCUUACUGCAGUUUUUAUAGAGCUUGUAAAGUGUAUGCUACUC